CCCGCCCGCCCAUUCCCUCUCCUUCUAAAAACGCUACUAUAUAUAGAUCAAAAUCCAUAGCACCUGUACUUCUUCAAAAGCUCUCUUCUUUUUUCUCUCAAGAAACCAGAAAUCCUCUCUCAAAAAUCAAAAUCACGAUCGAUCUCCUUUUCCAGGGCUUAUGUAUGCCUCAUUUCUAUCCUCCUGGUUACUUUUUUUUCCCCUCUCCUUCGAUUCUCAUUUUUCCCUCUCAAAAUCUAAUAUGGGAUCUAGUGAUUGAUCAUGUUUUAAUUUAGUAAUUUACUCGAUUUUUGCACGUUUUGAUAAUUAUCAUUUGUUGAUUUUGUUUAAUUUUUAUGAUUUUUCUUAAGAUUUUGAACGGAAAGUGAAAAUCCGGAGAAGUGAAAAUCCGUUUGGUGAGAGUUGCUGUUGUUGAAUUGAUUGAUGGUGGUGGUGUGGAAUUAGGGUUUUGGAAAUGAUGGGAUUGGGAAUUUCGCUUGUGCGGGUGCUUGCAAGCUCGUAUGAUUACUAUAGUGGAUCUUUUAUUGCCUGGUUAAUUACAGCUGCUUUAGGAUUUUUAGUUAUUGUUUAUAGAUUAAUUAAUUGGCAUAAAAGAGCAUCGCAGAAAUGGGUUAAAGCUGCGGCUAAAGCGAAGAAGCAGGUUUGGAAAAGGUUAAAUGUUCCGCGGUCUAGUCAUUUAUGGAUUGAAGAUUUAGCUUAUGGUCAAAAACAGCCUUCUGCAUGCUGUGUUUGUUUGACUUCAUUGGUGUUACCAUAUAAUGGCUGUAGUGCGUCGUUGCGUAGUGAUUUUGUGCACCGUUGUGUUGUUUGUGGUGCGGCGGCUCAUUUUAAUUGUUCUGAGUUUGCGGUGAAGGAUUGUAAGUGUAUUGCGCAAGCAGGGUCUAGCCAUGUGAGGCAUCAUUGGUCAGAGAGAUGGUUUAAUAUGGAUGAGAAUCCUGAGAUGAGUGUGUUUUGUUCUUACUGUGAUGAACCGUGUGGUGUUACUUUUAUUGAUGCUUCACCGACGUGGCAUUGUUUGUGGUGUCAGAGGCUCAUUCAUGUGAGAUGUCAAGCUAAAAUGUCAAAAGAAUCUGGUGAUGUUUGUGAUUUGGGUCCCCUUAGGAGGAUUAUUCUUUCGCCACUCUGUGUGAAGGAAGUUGAUGGAGGAAACAGUUUAAGUUUGAUCACUGAGGAAAUUAUAGCCUCUUCUGUUCGUGGGCAGAUGAGAAGAAAGCAGCGCAGCAGAGGCAAGCAUGGAGAUGAUCGCCCUGUUAAUGGUAAGUUGCAAGGUGCAACAACUGCCAAUAGAAACUCGGAUUUUGUGUUGAAUGGGUUUGCUGGAUUGAACAGAUCCAGCAGCGAGACUGAUUUCCACUGCUUAAAGAAGAAUGGCAGGAUAAAGUACACACUUAAUGGCCUAAUGCAUGAUAAAGGUGGAACUGCAAUCUGUGAACAAGUUAAGAAGUAUGCAUUGGCUGAUUUGGCUCAAGAUGCAAGGCCCCUUUUGGUCUUCAUUAAUUCCAAGAGCGGAGGUCAACUUGGGCCUAUUCUUCGAAGGACACUGAACAUGCUGUUGAAUCCUGUACAGGUAUUUGAAUUAAGUGAUUUGCAGGGGCCUGACAUUGGUUUGGAGUUAUUUAGCAAGGUGCGGUAUUUUAGAGUUUUGGUCUGUGGUGGAGAUGGAACUGUUGCAUGGGUCCUUGAUGCUAUUGAGAGGCGCAACUUUGAAUCUCCACCACCUGUUGCUAUUAUUCCCCUUGGUACAGGAAAUGAUUUAUCAAGGGUCUUGCAAUGGGGAGGAGGCUUCUCAAAGUUUGAUGGACAAGGUGGCUUGAGCACACUUUUGCAAGAUAUCGACCAAGCUGCAGUUACAAUGCUUGAUCGCUGGAAAGUAAAUAUCAAAGAAGAGAAUUCAGAAGGGUAUAUGGAAAGAGAACAAUCCAAAUUCAUGAUGAACUACUUAGGUAUUGGAUGUGAUGCUAAGCUUGCAUAUGAAUUUCACAUAACACGUCAAGAGAAUCCUGAGAAGUUUAGUAGUCAGUUUGUGAAUAAAUUGCGAUAUGCCAGAGAAGGUGCCAGAGAUAUGAUGGAUAGAGCUUGUGCUGACUUACCAUGGCAGGUUUGGCUUGAAGUUGAUGGGAAAGACAUACAGAUUCCAAAGGAUUGUGAGGGUUUAAUUGUGCUGAACAUUGGCAGCUAUAUGGGGGGCGUGGAUCUUUGGCAAAAUGACUAUGAACAUGAUGAUGAUUUCAGUCUUCAAUCCAUGCAAGAUAAAAUGCUUGAAGUUGUAAGUGUCUGUGGAGCAUGGCACCUCGGCAAACUUCAGCUGAGGAGAGGAGGAGGCUUCACAGGACAUUGCCACAAUGAGGUUGGACUUUCACAAGCAACGAGGCUAGCACAAGGGAAGGCCAUCAAAAUACAUGCUUCAAGUGCUUUCCCAGUUCAGAUAGAUGGGGAACCAUUCAUCCAUCAACCUGGUUGCUUAGAAAUAACGCAUGAUGAACAGGUGUUCAUGUUGAGGAGAGCCUCUGAGGAGCCCAGAGGCCACGCAGCUGCCAUUAUGACAGAGGUUUUGGCAGAUGCUGAGUGCAAAGGAGUCAUCAAUGCAUCUCAGAAGAAAUUACUUCUGCAGCAACUGGCUCUCAAUCUAUCCUAGAUUCCAAUUUCUAAACCCCCCCUCUUUUUGCCUGCUAGUUUCUCGCUUUUUGUCCCACUAACAUAUUGCGUGUCCUUCCUCGCAUUCCUUUCUGGACCAUGCACUUUGACCAUGGAGGGAAUGCCACUUUCACAUCCUUUUUUCUUUCCUUAAUUUUUUUUUGGGUCACUCAUUUUGACCAUAACGGGAUCUUUCCUUUUUUUACUGAACUCUUUUGUAGAAGCAAUUGGAAACCCGAAAGUGAGACUGACAGCCCCACGAGACGCGAGCAAGCCAGCUGACAUAGGAUCCUUGUAAAUGAAUGCUAUGAGAGAUUGUAAAUGAGAGUUUUGUGCCUAUUGUGAUACACAACACACACACACACACACACACACAGACCCCAUACAUAUUACGAACAGAAAUUAUACAAUAUAGAAACAUUUGUCUUUUGAA
Populus trichocarpa (black cottonwood) is the source of this 3067-nucleotide messenger RNA. Its product is annotated as diacylglycerol kinase 2. NCBI's taxonomy places the organism in Eukaryota, Viridiplantae, Streptophyta, Magnoliopsida, Malpighiales, Salicaceae. Bases 455 to 2635 code for a protein of 726 amino acids. Gene Ontology annotation, molecular function: ATP-dependent diacylglycerol kinase activity. The record is from RefSeq and is a predicted model, not a curated record. The transcript is spliced from 8 exons.